Molecule: messenger RNA, 1969 nt
Organism: Centrocercus urophasianus (Greater sage-grouse)
Lineage: Eukaryota; Metazoa; Chordata; Aves; Galliformes; Phasianidae
Gene: METAP1D
Product: methionyl aminopeptidase type 1D, mitochondrial
Exons: 10
Coding region: 90-1070 (326 amino acids)
Biological process (GO): proteolysis
Molecular function (GO): metalloaminopeptidase activity
Source: RefSeq, a predicted model, not a curated record
CUCCUAGACCCAUUUAAGAGCUGACUGCCAGUGGGGAAGGAUCUCUCCUGGAGAUCCUCUCCUCUGGAGUUUCUUAGUGAGCCCAAGAUAUGGGUUCUGUGACUGGCUGCCUCAGAAUUUUUUCUUCAUGCAAUCGUGUCUACCUGCACAGGCAAUCAAGUAAUCAACAACAGAGAUGCUUCUUUUCUCAGGGACAAAGAAAUGCUGUUUAUAGCGUAGUUUGGCCAGCAGUGGUUUCUCCAGCUCAUCCAGUUCCCGAGCACAUAAAGAAGCCAGACUAUGUGACGACAGGCAUUGUACCAGACUGGGGAGACGACAUAGAAAUUAAGAAUGAAGAUCAGAUUCAAGGCCUUCGUCAGGCUUGUCAAUUGGCCCGUCAUGUCCUGCUUCUGGCUGGAAGGAGCUUAAAGGUUGGCAUGACAACUGAAGAAAUAGAUUCCGUUGUUCAUCAUGAAAUAAUCAGACAGAAUGCCUAUCCUUCACCUCUGGGCUAUGGAGGUUUUCCAAAAUCUGUUUGUACUUCUGUAAACAACGUGGUAUGUCAUGGUAUUCCUGACAGUCGACCUCUUCAGGAUGGAGAUAUUAUCAACAUUGAUGUCACGGUGUAUUACAAUGGCUACCAUGGUGACACUUCUGAAACCUUUUUGGUGGGCAGUGUGGACAAAUCUGGUCAAAAGUUAGUGGAGGUUGCCAGGAAAUGUAGAGAUGAAGCAAUUGCAGCUUGCAGACCAGGGGCUCCCUUCUCUGUAAUUGGAAACACAAUCAGCUCUGUGGCACAGCAGGGCGGCUUCCAGGUGUGCCCCUUCUUUGUCGGCCACGGCAUCGGGUCCUACUUCCACGGGCACCCCGAGGUGUGGCACCACGCCAAUGACAGUGAUUUGUUAAUGGAGGAGGGAAUGGCGUUCACAAUAGAGCCAAUAAUAAUGGAGGGUUCUCCCGAAUUUAAGAUUCUGAAGGACAAAUGGACCGCAAUUUCGGUAGACAAUAAAAGAUCAGCGCAGUUCGAGCACACCGUCGUCAUUACCUCGGAGGGAGCGGAAAUCCUCUCUAAGGUGCCGGGAGAAGCCUAAGGACGCAGCGGGAAGUGGAGGGCUCGGUGUCUUUUGGGCGUCCUCGGCCCCGCAGGGACAGCGCUGAGCUCCGGGUGGUUCUGGGGGGACUGAGGGGACACGGGACGCGGUUCGGGGGCUCGCUCCGGGCGCGGUGCUCUGCGCGGUACCCGGUGAGUGUUGAAUAAAAGCCUCUUGGUUUGCGGCAGCAGCGGCUGAGCCUCAGCCCGCCGGGUGAAGGGUCCGGCCGUGGGGGAGCGGAGCAGAUUGCCGUGCGGGAUCCGCUCGCAGGGAGAGUGCGGCCGCUCUGUCAUCAGCGCCACUGAACGGGGCUGGAACUUACGCCGGGACGGAAAGAAAAGUUUGCGGGCGUGGCGGAGGGAGCGCAGGCUGCGGCCCCUUUCCCUAAGUUGUAACAGCAGCUCUCCCUUCCCUGCCCCGUCCCGUUUCUCUCUACGCCGCACAAGAAAGGAUUAAAAACGACGCAGAGCGCGCUGUUCCGGAGAGGGAUAAGCGCAGCUCCGCGUCGCGCACGGUGCGUAACGGGGCACUCCACGCCGGGAGCGCUCGCAGAGACGGAAGGGUUCUGCCCUGGGGGAGGGUUUGCUCUGCGUCCCUCGGAAUCGGCCCGACGGAGUGGCCGUGCGGCGGGGGGUGUCCCGGGCGGAGCUGCUGGGCCGCUGUUGGGACAGGCCGGGCCGGUACAGGCCGGGUGGGACGGCCGCUGGUUCCCUGAACCGUUUGUUUUUACUAGAGUACAGCGAGCUGUCAGUUCUAAUCAUUUCUAACAGCAUCUUUUUAAGAAGCAGGAUAAGUCCCCAGCCCGUUCCCAAUACCACGGGGCAGCCUUUCAGCUCGAUUGCCUCUUUGAUUAAUUUGGUAGACCUUAAAACCUGUACGAAUAAACGAUGCAUCCAACA